Messenger RNA from Bathycoccus prasinos, 1770 nucleotides. RefSeq lists its product with no specific name. NCBI's taxonomy places the organism in Eukaryota, Viridiplantae, Chlorophyta, Mamiellophyceae, Mamiellales, Bathycoccaceae. Bases 1 to 1770 code for a protein of 589 amino acids. The record is from RefSeq and is a predicted model, not a curated record. The transcript has a single exon.
AUGCAGGCCGACGUUUUCCAAGGCGACACCGACGAGCAACUGAUCGUCUUCGACGACGAUCGUCCGGACGACGCGUCGGACGAGGACGACGACCCGGGUAAAUACGGCGAAGACGCGAUGCCGGACGAUUUCUUCGACCAAUUCGUGAAGCAUAAAAUCCCAGGAACACGCGUCACGAAUACGAGUGCGAAUAAAAAGUCAUCAUCAUCAGUCAACGAAGGACUUCUUCUUCCCCUUCGUUCUGUGACUACGAGUGAACAACAACCACAGACGACGACGACGACGCUCGAUCGAGAAGCAAAACAACAACCAGAAAACGAUAGUAACAACGACAAAAUUCGAAUCGAACGAUUGAAAAAAGACGCGAUUGAAGCGACGGAAACGAUUCGCGCGGUGGAAGAAGCGUUGAGAGACGCUUUAGAUUGGCCGUUGAGAGGAGAUUCAAAUCGAAUGUGCUCUCGAACAGAGUUGAUUGGUUUAGUGAAACAUUUAAAAUCGGACGUGUUAGAAAGUCGAGAGAACGCGAUGCGGGCGCGAGAGCAAUUGACAACGAUGAAGGCUUCUUCGUUCAGCGGCGGUGAUGGUGGAAUUCCAUCGAAGGUUUCCAUAAACAACUUCGCCGUCCAGCUCGAGCGCGUAAAUAGGGAAAAAGACGCGCUCGAACGAGAGAGGAAACGCGCGGAGUACGAAAACAGGAAAUAUCGACAGGUUGUGGAACAAAUGAGAGAGACGAAACGAGACUGCGAGAUUGCUUUGCGAAAAACUUUGGCAAGGUUACAAAAGUACGAGCGCGCGUUUGAUGCGGCGGAUAUGAAGAAUAGAGAGUUGCGAGAUCGAAUACAAUCUAUAUCGCGAAGGUUAGUCGAGAGCGAAACGAAAGUCGGGGAUGCGAAGAUGCAAGUGGACGUGGCGGAGAAGAGGACGCAAAGAGCGAUUCAAGAGAUGGAGCGAGCUAAAAGCGUUGCAACGACGAGGACCGAUCGUGCACAAAGUGCGGAGUUACGCGCGAAGCAAGCCAUAGAGGAUGCCAAGGAGAAGAAGAAGGAGAGGGACGAGUUGUUUCGAGAAACGAGGGCGUUGGAGAAGAAGUGUUUGGAUUUGGCGACGAAUAAUAAUUACGGCGGAAGGAACGAGAACGGAAGAAGUCACACGAACGAACACUCGAGAACAAUAGCAGAACUUUCCGCUUUAUCUCAAGAAUUAGCGAGAGAGGAGAUGAUGACGAGAAAACGGUGCGAAGACGUCGAGAAGGAAAGGGACGUUUUGCGAUUGGAGUUGGUAUCGGUGCAAGCUGAAUUGAAAGCGAUGAAAGAAGAGAUUAAUAGGGCGCACGAAAGGGAUAUUAAUUACGUGAUGAGCUCGAGCGGUGGUAAAGGGUUGACAUAUCAUCAAGAACAGUAUCCACCGCCGCCGCCGCCGCCGCCGACGACGACGACGCUGCAGCAACAGCAGCAGCAAACGGAAAUGACAGGGGCUGGCGUUGAAGAAGCCACGCCUGGUUUUGGAUUUUUCCAAACGACGACACAACCAGCCACUGGACGCGUGCUUCAGUUUGAAAGAGAAGACGUACCUAAACCGAGCGAAAGCAUAGCAUCGUUGGAAAAAGAUCCAGCGAUUUCGGCGACGGAAACGACGACUAAGUCGACAAUGACGCCGCUCGCGGAGAAGCAGAAAAACUUGGCGCUUCUCAAAGAGUUGGCCGAAACGAGACGCAUGAUAAAAGAAGAGCGCGCAAUGCGACUCCAAGCGGAGCAAAAGUUAGCAACCUAG